AUGUCGGAAAGGCACAUCACACAGAACAGCACUGGUGGGUUACAGACCGAUGCGGUGUUUAUACCAAACGACAGCAAGGUUAGCUUCGCCGGUAGGCUCGGAAUCACGGCGAACCAGGUCAGUGUCUACAAAUCAUCCGCGCAGAGUGGGCGAGACUUGAUGUUCAUUGGAUCGUGCACGGUCCGCCACCUGCAGUUUUACCGUCAUCAGGAUCUCAUCAUACUGGUAGGUGACUCCCGACGUCUCUUCGACAUCGUCGCGUCGUCGGAUGAGCUCGCCGCGCACCUUUCCCUCUCCAUUUAUGACAACAUCAUCGCGAACUGUGCGAAGUGGUCGACGUUGACGGUGCAGUUGAACUUGCCGGAGGUGUGCGAUGUUGUGGUGUCGGCAUUGGAGUCCCGCCGCGCGACGCAGCUCCCCGCGCCGCCCUUUCCCCUCCACCACCUCGCCGUCCUGCCAGACACCCCCGUCAACCGCGAGCUCCCCGACCGCGACCACCGCCAGCGGCCCCUGGAGCUACCCCAGUCCAAGUCCAAGUCCCGCCCUGGUUACCUCGAGUCCAAGUCCCAGUCCCGGCGUGGUUACACCGAGUCCAAGUCCCAGUCCCGCCCUGGUUACGUUCAGUCCAAGUCCGAGACUAAUUCCUGUUUCUCCCACUCGCGGAGUAGGGACAGAGGGCGGAAGGCGGACUCUGCACCCCGGCAGCUGCGCGGGGUGAGGGGGUCAGAGGGCUACCGCGAGGCCGCGGCGGCGGUUGAGGAGCCUGACGUUUAUGUGGAGGAGGCCGGGAUGGCGGCCGAGAGGGAGGGGGAGAGGGGGGGCUGGAAUAGACCGGCGGCCCCCCGCGCGGGGCCCGGCGAGGUGGAGGGCCUCCUGCGACGCGUCCAGCGCUACCAGCACCACCGUUUGCAUGUCAUGCAGUAUCUCCAUCGCGCGAUGGUCCAGCAGGCUUUCAUCGCCGAGGAGGCGAAGCUGCGGGCAGGGCGGCCACGACGAGUGAGCCCCCCCCACUGCUCGUCCUCGCCCGCGACCGGGGAAGGGGAGGGGCGACUGCGGGAGAUUGAGGCCCGUCUUGCGGCGGUUGAAGAACUCCACCGGGCCGCGGAGCGCGAGCAUGCAGAGGCCGCGGAGCUCCGCAUGGAGUACGAGGCCCGGCUUGCGGCGCUCGCCCCCAACGGGCGUCCCGAUGGGGCAUCGCGAGAGGUCUCUCUGGGCGACGUUCUGGACGGCCCCAAUGAGGCUACGACGGUUCUCGACCGGCACGUCGUUGGCGAGGAGUGGUGGCUUCUCUAUCCCCAGUACCAGCAUGAGCUCCAGUUCAACGCGCAGAUUGACCUUUGCCUCGCCCUUAAGCUCCCGCGGACUGCGGUCUGCGUAGUGGAGCUCAGCCUCGAUGAGGGGGGGCUGCGGCUGCAGCUGAGGAUUCACCACGACCGCGCGGGGCUCCCCCGGUCCGAGAUCGAAUGGCGCGUCCGCAGCUGUCCUUUUCGCAUGCUGCGGCGGAUGUACGAGAUGCGGCGGCUCUACGAAGGCCGGAGGCGCAAGGUGGAGCCCGUCGUUGGCACCCGCCCGCGGAUGAUCGCUGAUGUCGGCGUCGUUCCAGCCCUCGCCCCGAAUGCGGUGGGGACUUGGCGGUCCUCUAGUCAGGGCGACUCCCACUGCGUAUCGGGCAGCACCUUGUUUCCACCCUCCGGAUCCCUCGCCCUCCCCCAGCCGCGCUCGCGGACGACCUACCGCGGCGACGACGACUGCUGCGAGGACUUCAGCAGCUUUGUCGAGAGGGAUGUCGUCUCCCUCGAGGGCUCCCUCCUCCCGCGGAGGUUUACGAUCCCGCAGGAGGAGACCUCGCAGGGCCCUCUCGAGAAGACGAGGCAGCAGAUCAACGCGGAGCUGUGGCUUCACGUUUGCGAGCAAGCCGAACACCUCGUCGAGGAUGAAGCCUACUCGCGCGCCGACCUCCUCUUACAGGAGGCCAAGCAGAGGCGGACGAUCAGCCAAUUCCACCAACGCGAGGCCGCAACGACUAGUUUUGCCUUCCUACAGUCGGAGAGGAUCGAGCGCGCUUCCCUUGAGGUCAGCGCUGCGCGGCAGGUGCAGGUGCUAAUGGUGGCCCACCGCCGCCAGCUCGCUCUCUUCCGUGUGGUUGACGCCGAGCGCAAGCGCCGCGGCGAGAUCGCGGAGAGGGAGAAGGACGAGUGGUGCGCGCUCAACAUGACGAUGAAGCCCUCAUCCACACACAUCCACGCGGCUGCCCUGCUCGACGCCGAGCGAAAUGCCCAGACCUCUUCGAUAGCAAGCACCUCCGCGAAGGCUUUAAAUGAUGUUAUCGCUGUCGAGAAGGUGGCUCGCGCGGUGAUCAUGUCAGACGCUAUGAGCGAGUUCCUCGAGCUGUUUUGCGAGUCCUUCUCUCCCUCUGAGGGCGGGAGGGGAGGGGUGCUGUCGUCCUCCUUAACGGAGGCUGGGUAUUACCCGGCGCGUAUUCCCACGAUGCUGAGUGAGCUUGUGCAAGAUGAGCGCACGCUGCGGGACAUCAACGCGGUGGAGGAGCGACGGCGGCGGGUGCUUUACGCCCACGGUGAGAUCGAACAGCGAGAGUCGGUUUGCCGAGACCUCGUCGAGCAGCGGGAGCUUGAAAAGCGCGGUGAGGUCCUCGACGCCGCCGUCCGCGAGCGCCGCCAGCUCCACGAGCGCCGUUUGAAAGACCGUGAGCACCUCAGCCAUCUUCUCACCGAAGAACAUUUCUACCGCAAGGCCUUAUUGUCCGAUGCGCGAGAUGAACUGGAGGCGAUAAGCGAGCGCUUUGCGGCAGCCUGGCGGUAUUUGUUAGCACCUGCUGCCGCUGAGGAGGGGAUCGAGGGGGAGGAUCUCACACCUCGCCGCCAUUUCGCCGGCGCCGCUCGUACGGCAAAGCCUUUUCAUUACAUGACCUUCUCCCCAGAGGAUAUGGACUACGCCCCUAGCGCACAGCUCGCUGUUGAGGGCAUCCUGGGCUGUGCGGUUAACAAGAACCUCGAAGUAACUCGUGUCCAACGCCCACUCAGCCAACAAUGCAAUGCUGAGGAAGAGCAAUUUCAAGCCGGGGACAUGAUCCUCGAUGUCUCCGGGCAAUCCCUGCACUCCCUCUCACAUUUACGCGAGGUCCUCUCCAACCGCUGCGUGCAAAUUCAGAUGGAGACCCGUUUGAAGUUCCCCGAGGUACCAGACGAUCACCUCACUAUCAACCCUGCCCUGCAGAAGUACCUCAAGCUGCUCUGCGAGCACCACAACUUCCUUGUUCUCGUGCUGCGAGGCUGCGAUAUCUUUCAGGUUAUUGUGGGAACGUGA
Messenger RNA from Phytomonas sp. Hart1, 3324 nucleotides. The record is from the annotation of a GenBank genome assembly. Lineage: Eukaryota; Euglenozoa; Kinetoplastea; Trypanosomatida; Trypanosomatidae.